Molecule: messenger RNA, 606 nt
Organism: Caenorhabditis sp. 36 PRJEB53466
Lineage: Eukaryota; Metazoa; Nematoda; Chromadorea; Rhabditida; Rhabditidae
Source: the annotation of a GenBank genome assembly
AUGGACAUUCUCGAUUAUAUCGACAGGAUUAGUGCUGGUGAGUGCUCUUUCGGUUUGUUUUCAGAUACCAAUCGAAUACAUCGUUCAGAUCCUCCAGCACCAUCACGGGUAGCUAGCUUCAAUCAGAAUAUCCAUUUGGUUCCUGAGUUUCUAGAAUGGCCGAAUUCGGAAACCGAACAGGAGAGCUUCGCCGUUCCAGAACCAUCUUCCCUAGGACCUUCUACAUCUGGCCCGAGCACCACAGGCAUCUUCCGGUCAGUUACGGAACGAUUGAUGGUGUAUUUUCCCGAUACCUGCACGGUAAUUGAAUACUCUUCUCAUGCAUAUCUCAUUCAUCGACCAAUUUUACAGACAAUCACAACGAAUAUGCUCGAUUUGAUCUGCUCGACUCGCUCCGACAAUGACAUCCAAAACGAGCUCAUCGAAUUGCUCGGCUUUGAACUGUUCGAUUUGGUCGGAGAAAUACUCGAGAACCGCAAUAAAAUCAGCUACGAAGCAAAGAGCAAAGCGCUUGAACAAGUCACAGAAGCCAAGCAGAAUAAACCGAAAGUGAGAGAUUUAUACACCUUCCACACAAUUUUUGCAAAAAGAAAUGGCGAGACAUAG